AUGGACUACAUGCAACAAAACGCAUUUGCGUUUGCCUCCCAACCUCAGUCACAGUUCAUCUACCCUCAAGUCCAGUACCAAGCCUACAUGAAUCACGCCCAGCAGCCUGUUGAUGAUUUCUAUAUGCCCUACAACGGAGCGGAGUAUGCAGAUUUCGCAGACGCCGGCAUGAUGCAGGAUGAAUUUGGAGAAACCCAGGAGAUCUCGACACGCCCAAGACUCACCAAGGAACAAGCUGAGAUCCUGGAAGCCCAUUUUCAGGCGAAUCACAAGCCCAGCUCCCAGUUAAAGAGGGAAUUGGCAAUACAGACCAACUUGAAGCUUACCCGGGUCGGAAACUGGUUUCAGAAUCGUCGAGCAAAAGCAAAGCAGCAGAAGAGACAAGAGGAAUACGAAGCCCAGCACGCAGCACUCAAGUCUGGCUCAAAAGAACCGAGGGAUCUCGUGUUGGCCGAAGUCUCCGCGCGGGAAACUGCCUCUCCUAGAUCCUCCGUUCCUUCACCUACGAAGGAGUCGAGCACGAAUUCAACCGCGGCAUCAGUUUCCACCGCACAAACAUCACCUUCGCCCAUUAAGGUUAUCGACAACCCAAAGGAGGCGAGCUGGAAGUCUUUGCAACGUGCUCUGGGUCAAGCCAAAGCAGCACAAAUUCAGCAACUGACUCAGCCGCAGCCUGCUGUCAUGUCCUCUCUAGAUAUUCCGACGCAAGCUGUAUCUAUGCAGCUUCCUAUUCGGCUAAAUCAUCCACACACCACUUCGUCGACGGGUAGCCUGGCAACUUGGCCAAAUCGUACCGCUGGAGCCGUGCCAUAUCCCUCUCCGAUCACGUUUCAGGACACAUCCUUUGAUUUUGGCUUCGACGAUGAGGUUGCGGAACAGCCCCCUACUCAAGACCCGACCACCGGUGAUCCGGUAGCGGACUAUGCGCAGGAGUCUUUUGUAGUCACACCUGAAGACUUCCGGGAGAAUCUCGCUACGCCGAAAGGCAUGCACAGCCAGCAUAGUCCCAUAACGGCACUGCCUUCCCCAGGUCUCGCUAUGCCUUCAUAUCCCGAUUCGCGGCGUCCUUCGACCACUGAGGAUCUCUCGACAAACUUCAGCCACUUUGCCCUGGCAAGCGAUGCACCCACCUUGCUGGCAGACCAGCGGAUCUCGGAGGGAAUCUGUCCUCCGCAGAGUGGUCCUCUCGAUAUUGCCGCACGACGCAAGCGACCUCGACCAGCAGCUUUGACGUCGGCCUCGCUGCGAAGCCGAUCCUACGGGGCGAUGACAUCGGCUUCCCCGACAUUCCGCCAGGGUAUCAUGAGCCCCCAAGCACCACAUAGUGUUCGGCACGUGAAGUCGGCUGGCCAAAGUCUUCACUCGCGAUAUGCAGGAAUCCGGAAAGCCAGCUCAGCUCAAAGGUCGCCCAUGUGCGCCUCAACUUUUGCCGAAGCAGACGCUUUUAAUCAAUUGAUGGCUCAACAGGCGAUUGCAACAACACCACUGGGAGAAUUGUCAGAACCCUUGUUGUCGCCGGACCACAUCUCCAACGGUUACGUGAUGGAUCCAGAAAAGAACCCAUACUUUGCUGCACCAGCCAUUGACAUGUCCAGCCAAUAUUCUAUGCGACCGCCACAAAGCCUUCCGAUGGCAACAGCAUCUCCACCAGUGACACCGAUGAUGGCUGCCUUCAUGAGCAGAGCCCAGUCGCAACAGUCCCUCAUCCCCCCUGCCUCUGCUCCCCCACAGUACGCGGCAUUUACCGAUUACACACCUCCUUAUUCAGCUGGACCACUCACCAACAGCAGCUGGUCUGAUGCCCCGUUGACGUCUCCAGAGAUGCCCUCGUUUCCGGUGACACAUAUCGCGUCCCUUGGGUUUCCUCAAUGUGAUGCCCUCAACGGGCAAUUUCAACAAUUUGUCCUGCCCUCGGACAAUAAGUCUGAAGUUGAUUUUGUAUCCCACGUCGAACAAAAGAAGACGGAAUUCUACAUUCAAGAGUUUCCCAAUCAAAAAGAGGAACAUGCCCAUGUUGCUCAACAACUUGCUCAACAAAAGCCUAAAAACUACGUGUUUGCAAACACAGCUCCUCAGGACUACACCGGCACCUAG
This is a messenger RNA of Fonsecaea erecta, 2094 nucleotides long. RefSeq lists its product as hypothetical. The coding region runs from base 1 to 2094 and encodes 697 amino acids. The transcript has 2 exons. Gene Ontology annotation, molecular function: DNA binding. The record is from RefSeq and is a predicted model, not a curated record. Lineage: Eukaryota; Fungi; Ascomycota; Eurotiomycetes; Chaetothyriales; Herpotrichiellaceae. Gene Ontology annotation, biological process: regulation of transcription by RNA polymerase II. Gene Ontology annotation, cellular component: nucleus; RSC-type complex.